AUGGCCUCGACCGAACAACGUCUACCAACCAGGGAACGCCGCCCCUCUACAGCUGCGCCGAUCGUCGAUAUUGUCGGUUCAGUGAGCCCCGCAGGCAUUUCCCGCCCGAAACAUAAGCGGACUUUUACAGGUUUCGGAGCUAGUGAGAUCAAAAGCGUAGAGGCGGCGAUCCCCGAGCCUCAACGCGAAGUAUGGACCAAACAUCAGUUUGAAGGCUUCAAGACAAAAGAGGAGUUCGAAAGGGAGGUCGUUCGCCAUGUCGAAACUACCUUGGCUCGUAGCAUGUUCAACUGCGACGAGUCGGCCGCAUACUCAGCUACCAGUUUAGCGCUCCGUGAUCGCCUAAUUAAAGAAUGGAAUAAAACUCAACAGCGUCAGACCUUCACUGAUAGCAAGCGUGUCUACUAUUUCAGUUUGGAGUUCUUGAUGGGGCGUGCUUUAGACAAUGCGAUACUCAAUGUUGGUGCCAAGAAGACUGCUAAAGAUGGUCUUGAGGAUCUCGGUUUCCGCAUCGAGGAUAUUAUCGGUCAAGAACAUGAUGCUGCGCUGGGUAAUGGUGGAUUGGGUCGACUUGCAGCUUGCUUCCUCGACAGUCUUGCCUCUUUGAACUAUCCCGCCUGGGGUUACGGCUUGAGAUAUCGUUAUGGUAUCUUCAAGCAGGAGAUUAUCGAUGGGUAUCAAGUGGAAGUACCUGAUUACUGGCUCGACUUCAACCCCUGGGAAUUCCCGAGGCAUGAUGUGACUGUCGACAUUCAAUUCUACGGCAACGUCCGCAAAUCUCAAGAUGAGAAUGGAAAGACAGUGGCCCACUGGGAGGGUGGUGAAAUCGUCACUGCCGUCGCUUACGACAUGCCAAUUCCCGGAUACGACACACCUUCUACCAAUAACCUGCGAUUAUGGUCUAGCAAAGCUGCCAGUGGUGAAUUCGACUUCCAGAAGUUCAACAGCGGUGACUAUGAAAGCUCAGUCGCCGACCAGCAGAGAGCUGAGACUAUAAGCGCUGUCUUAUACCCCAAUGAUAACUUAGACCGAGGAAAGGAGUUGCGUCUUAAGCAACAAUAUUUCUGGGUUGCUGCGUCUCUUUAUGAUAUCGUGCGCCGAUUCAAGAAGACGAAGCGCGCCUGGAGUGAAUUCCCUGACCAGGUUGCGAUUCAGCUCAACGACACUCACCCGACGCUAGCUAUUGUAGAGCUUCAGCGCAUUCUAAUAGAUAUUGAAGGCCUAGAAUGGGAUGAUGCAUGGAGGAUAGUCACUGCAACUUUCGGCUACACAAACCACACUGUCUUGCCUGAGGCGCUCGAGAAGUGGCCCGUUGGCUUAGUGCAGCACCUUCUCCCUCGCCACCUUCAAAUCAUCUACGACAUCAACCUCUUCUUCCUACAAUCCGUAGAGAAGAAGUUCCCCAAAGACCACGACAUGUUGCGCCGGGUUUCAAUUAUUGAAGAAUCCCAGCCUAAGAUGGUUCGCAUGGCAUAUCUAGCAGUCGUCGGUUCUCACAAGGUCAAUGGUGUCGCUGAGCUUCACUCCGACCUCAUCCAAACUACCAUCUUCAAGGACUUCGUUACUAUAUUUGGCGCCGACAAGUUCACAAAUGUUACAAAUGGUAUUACGCCACGAAGAUGGCUACACCAAGCGAACCCCAGACUCUCAGAGUUGAUUGCUAGCAAGCUUGGCGGCUACGACUUCUUGAAAGAUCUCACCCUUCUCAACAAAUUGGAAUCAUUCGUCGAUGACAAGGAGUUCCGAAAGGAAUGGGCUGAGAUCAAAUACGCCAACAAGCUGCGCCUUGCGAAGUACAUCAAGAGCACCACAGACAUUACUGUCAACCCGUCAUCACUAUUCGAUGUUCAAGUCAAACGAAUUCACGAGUACAAGCGACAACAACUCAACAUCUUUGGUGUCAUUUACCGAUACCUGAAACUUAAGGAAUUGAGCCCCGAGGAGAGAAAGAAGCAAUUGCCUCGUGUAUCGAUCUUCGGUGGCAAGGCUGCCCCCGGCUACUGGAUGGCUAAGCAGAUUAUUCACCUUAUUAACAGCGUUGGUGCUAUUGUUAACAAGGACCCUGAUAUUGGUGACCUUCUCAAGGUUGUCUUCUUGGAGGAUUACAAUGUUAGCAAGGCUGAAAUGAUUACUCCUGCUUCUGAUCUUAGCGAGCAUAUCUCGACGGCUGGUACCGAGGCUUCCGGAACUAGCAACAUGAAAUUCGUGUUGAACGGUGGGUUGAUCAUCGGAACCUGCGACGGCGCCAACAUCGAAAUAACACGCGAAAUCGGACAAGAAAACAUAUUCCUCUUCGGCAACCUCUCCGAAGACGUUGAAGACCUACGACACGCGCAUACCUACGGCACGCACGCCAUCGACGCCGGACUCAACCAAGUCUUUGACGCCAUCCAAAGCGGUCGUUUCGGCGAUUCGCAAGAUUUCAACGCUCUUAUCUCCGCUGUGCGCGAUCAUGGGGAUUACUACCUAGUGUCGGAUGACUUCCAGUCGUACAUCGAUACCCAGAAGAUGGUCGAUGAAGAGUAUCGCAAUCAGGAUGAGUGGGUUGGUAAGACUAUUCGUAGUGUCGCGCGCAUGGGCUUUUUUAGCUCGGAUAGGUGUAUUAAUGAGUAUGCUGAGGGUAUUUGGAAUGCGGAGCCUUUGGCGGUGGAGAGUGGCUAG
Molecule: messenger RNA, 2661 nt
Organism: Hypoxylon trugodes
Lineage: Eukaryota; Fungi; Ascomycota; Sordariomycetes; Xylariales; Hypoxylaceae
Product: glycosyltransferase family 35 protein
Exons: 7
Coding region: 1-2661 (886 amino acids)
Biological process (GO): glycogen catabolic process
Cellular component (GO): cytoplasm
Molecular function (GO): pyridoxal phosphate binding; glycogen phosphorylase activity
Source: RefSeq, a predicted model, not a curated record